Molecule: messenger RNA, 1897 nt
Organism: Setaria italica (foxtail millet)
Lineage: Eukaryota; Viridiplantae; Streptophyta; Magnoliopsida; Poales; Poaceae
Product: anthocyanidin 3-O-glucosyltransferase 2
Exons: 1
Coding region: 227-1681 (484 amino acids)
Molecular function (GO): UDP-glycosyltransferase activity
Source: RefSeq, a predicted model, not a curated record
AAAACGUUUUUUUUCUCUUGAAAUGACGCGGUUUUCGGUCCUUGAUGUUGAUGUGAUCCCACACCACUGCCUCGUCAUUGGACCUCCGCUAAAGUCCGAGACACUGCCAAAUAGUCCAACAAAAUUACAAAACGACAGCCCGUAGCGAGCGCAUCCACUCAUCAUCGCUUUAUCGCUUCUUCUGGUGAAAGCAUCAUCCUCUGUGUGCCGCCAUCCCGAUCCAUCUAUGGCGACCCCGACCGUCGUCUUGCUGCCGGUCUGGGGCGCCGGCCACCUCAUGCCAAUGCUAGAAGCCGGCAAGCGGCUGCUCGCUAGCAGCGGCGGGCGCGCGCUCUCGGUCACCGUGCUCGUCAUGCGGCCGCCGACGGAGCAGCAGGCGUCCGAGGUCGAGGGCCACAUACGCCGCGCGGAGGAGGCGGCCGCCGGCCUCGACGUCCGCUUCCACCGCCUCCCUGCCGUCGAGCCCCCGACGGACCACGAGGGCCCCGUGGAGUUCAUCUCCCGGACCGUGGAGCUGCACGAGCCCCACGUAAGGGCGGCCAUCUCCGGCUUGCUGCCGGCGAGCCCCGUGGCGGCGCUGGUCCUCGACCUCUUCUGCACGCCGUUCAUCGACGUCGCCCGCGAGCUCGCCGUGCCGGCGUACAUCUACUUCACCUGCAACGCCGCGGCGCUCUCCUUCUUCCUGCGCCUGCCGGCGCUCUGCGAGGAGGUGGCGGGCGAGUUCGAGGACAUGGACGGCGCGGCGGACAUACCCGGGCUGCCGCCGGUGCCACCGCUCUCGCUCCCGACGCCGGUCAUGGAGAGGACGAAGCCGGAAUGCGCGUGGUACGCGUACCACGGCAGGCGGUUCGCGGAUGCCGACGGCAUCGUCGUGAACACGGCCGCCGAACUCGAGCAGGGCGUCCUCUCCGCCAUCGCCGACGGCCGGUGCGCGCGCGGGGGCCGGCCUCCUCCGACGCUCUACCCCAUCGGCCCGGUGAUCUCGUUCCCUCCGCCCACCGCGCCGCCGCCGCACGACUGCGUGCGGUGGCUGGAGACGCAGCCGCCGGCGUCCGUGGCGUUCCUCUGCUUCGGGAGCGGCGGGUUCUUCACGGCGGCGCAGGCGCACGAGGUCGCCGGCGGCCUGGAGCGCAGCGGGCACCGGUUCCUCUGGGUGCUGCGUGGCCCGCCGGCGCCCGGCUCACGGCAGCCCACGGACGCCGACCUCGCCGAGCUGCUCCCGGAGGGCUUCGUCGAGAGGACGAGGGGCAGAGGCCUGGUGUGGCCGACGGCGGUGCCGCAGAAGGAGAUCCUGGCGCACGCCGCCGUGGGCGGGUUCGUGACGCACUGCGGGUGGAACUCGAUGCUGGAGAGCCUCUGGUUCGGCGCGCCUAUGGCGGCGUGGCCGCUGUACGCCGAGCAGCACCUGAACGCGUUCGCGCUGGUGGCGGCCAUGGGCGCCGCCGUGGCCGUGGAGGUGGACAGGGCGAGGGGCAACUUCGUGGAGGCGGCGGAGGUGGAGCGCGCGGUGAGGGAGCUGAUGGGUGGCGGCGAGGAGGCGGGGAGGAGGGUGAGGGAGAAGGCCGCCGAGAUGAAGGCGGCGUGCCGGAACGCCGUCGGGGACGGCGGGUCGUCGACCGCUACGCUGAAGAGACUCGCGAACGAUAUAUGUCAGCAACUGCGCCGUGAUCCGGCGAAGUGAUGACUGAUGACUCCUCCGUAGUUGACUACCGACCGUAAAUGAGCCCAGCUCUCAUGGUUGUAUAAGCUUGUCUAGAACUCGCUUUUCUGGCGGGAUAAGUUUGCUGUCUGAAGAAUUUGCUAUCUGAAUAGACUGGGUGUUUGACAAUCUUAAUUAUUACGUGUCGAUUAUCUAUCCUGACUAAUAAAAUGACUUGAAUGCCCUUGAGGCUGAUAA